AUUUCACAAUAGCAGGUGGACUUUGCUGAGAACAGAAGUUGCCAAUAGAAAUCGAAAGCAGAUUCUGGGGCCACUUUGACCAGUUUGUUCCGCGUCCAGCCAGAAUGGAGAUCCUUCAUCCCUCUCUCGUCAUCCUGGCCUGCCUUUUAGGGUCUCUGGCAGAGGAAGACCUUCAAAAGAAGACAUUCAUAUUCCCAGAGAGUUCAAACACAGCCGCUGUGGUUUUGGAUGCCUCGUUCCAGGAUCCUUUGACCAGUGUCACCGUCUGCCUGAGAAGCUACACCAUGCUGGACCGCGCCCAUGCCCUCUUCUCUUACGCCACACCAAAAAGUGACAAUGAGCUCCUGAUCUACAAACCCAAACCCAACCAAUACAACUUUUAUGUGGGUGGCACAUGGGUGACCUUCAGUGUUCCGGAAAAAAUGACCUCCGGACCUCGGUGGGAGCACAUCUGUAUGAGCUGGGAGUCUGCCACGGGGUUGGUGGAGUGCUGGUUGGACAGGCAGCCUCUCCCCCGAAUGGGCAUGAAGAAGGGUUACUCUAUCAGCCCAAGGGGAUCCCUUAUCCUGGGGCAAGAUCAGGAUUCUGUGGGUGGUGGCUUUGAUAGCAACCAAUCCUUUCUAGGGGAGAUCACAGAUGUGAACAUGUGGGACCGGGUGCUGACCCAAGAUGAGAUGCUUCUCAGCAGCAAUGGCGGCACCCUUGUCAACUGGAGAUCCCUGAGCUAUCAAAUUAAGGAGUAUGUCGUAGUUAAGCCUUCCCUGAUGACCAGCUACUGAACUAGGGAGCUGUCUUAAAUGAAGCCCUUGCCUAAAAAGAAAUGGAGUUGUCUUAAAAUUAUCCAGAUUUUCUUCAGGGUGUUUCAGUGGUGACGGUGUUGAUCUCAACUCUUUCAGCCUGUAAACAAGUUCCAGGAAAUCAUACAUGCAACUUCUCCUAUAUAACAUUGUCCUUCUAAUAAAAAAGAUUGCAUUUUA
Messenger RNA from Lacerta agilis (Sand lizard), 977 nucleotides. Its product is annotated as serum amyloid P-component-like. The coding region runs from base 105 to 779 and encodes 224 amino acids. Gene Ontology annotation, molecular function: complement component C1q complex binding. Gene Ontology annotation, biological process: innate immune response. The record is from RefSeq and is a predicted model, not a curated record. NCBI's taxonomy places the organism in Eukaryota, Metazoa, Chordata, Lepidosauria, Squamata, Lacertidae. The transcript is spliced from 2 exons.